UUGUUCUCUAUUUUUGGGGGUAUUCUUUUUUUCUGAGAAUGGCCAAAAAGACUACCGCAUUACCGGCUGAGCCCAAGGAGCAGAACAGCCAGGUCGUCCAGGACAUGCUCCGCGAGGCUGACGAGAUCACGAACGAGAGUCUCGAGGCGUCCCGUCGCAUCAAGCAGCUCGCGAUGGAGAGCGCGGAAGUCGGCGGUCGCACCGUCGAAACGCUCCAAGAACAAGGACGACAACUCAACCGCAUCGACCGAAACUUGGACAACGUCAACGAGGACUUGCGUGGCGCCGAAAAGACGCUGACCAAGAUGGAGAAGGUCUGCGGUCUGUGCCGAUGCCCUUGUGGAAAGGCCAAGAAAUUCGAAUCAACAGAAAUGUACGAGCGCGACACGUUCGAUCCCGACCACAGCAAAGACCCGAACAAGAAGGGCAAGAACAAGGGCAAGGGGAAAGAGGCGGCUGCUGCUGCUGGUGGCGCAACCGCUGUCGUUGACAAACAACCCACAUCCCUCAGCAACGGCCGGGAGGACGAUGGCAUGUUCAUCAAGCAGGUCACGCACGACCAUCGCGAGGCCGAGAUCAACGAGAACAUUGGCGCGGUUGCCGACAUUUUGGGCGACUUGCGCCACCAAGCGAUGGUAAUGGGCACGGAACUCGACAAGCACAACGAGGUCCUCGACCGUAUUGAAAAGAAGACAGACAGCAACACUGCUCGUGUGGACGAGGCCAACAUUCGCGCAACCAAGCUGCUCGGCGGCAAGGCCAAGGCAUGAUGACAAAAAGGGUGGUGUUUUUCAAUGUUUGAGAUGAUGGUUUUGUUUUUAAAGUUGUAUUGUUCGUUGUCUGCGUUAUCGUGGAAUGAGGUUGCUGUUGUUUGUUGUUUGCCUUCCAUGAGUUGUUGGCGAUCGUUCAAUGAACAACACUUUGCUCUGCCUUUUUUUAUUACUGUCCUGUAUACCGUGAG
This is a messenger RNA of Capsaspora owczarzaki ATCC 30864, 961 nucleotides long. RefSeq names its product synaptosome-associated protein 25a. NCBI's taxonomy places the organism in Eukaryota, Filasterea, Ministeriida, Capsasporidae. The transcript is spliced from 6 exons. Gene Ontology annotation, cellular component: plasma membrane; SNARE complex. Bases 39 to 770 code for a protein of 243 amino acids. Gene Ontology annotation, biological process: synaptic vesicle fusion to presynaptic active zone membrane; synaptic vesicle priming; exocytosis. Gene Ontology annotation, molecular function: syntaxin binding; SNAP receptor activity. The record is from RefSeq and is a predicted model, not a curated record.